AAUUUUCUGGGAAAUUCGUGUCGCGCUGCGAUGAUGUCAGAACCGGAAGUGAGUGCUGAACACGCGUGUUCGCCGCAGCUGGGAUGUAAACCGAAGUGCUGUUUGAUGCUCAGCUGCUGGCCUGCUGUGCUCCGCCGAGGUGGGCUGAGGAUGAUGAUGAUGAACGGAGAGGAGGGCUUGAGUUUCUCUCAGAAGACGAUUCUGGCUCCUAUGGUGCGGGUGGGCACUCUGCCCAUGAGACUGCUGGCGCUGGACUACGGAGCAGACAUCGUGUACUGUGAGGAGCUGAUUGACAUCAAAAUGGCCCAGUGUGAGAGAGUGGAGAACGAUGUUUUGGGGACGGUUGAUUUCGUUGCUCCAGAUGAGCGUGUGAUGUUUCGCACCUGCAGUAAAGAGAAGAGCCGCGUGGUCUUUCAGAUGGGAACGGCUGAUCCGGAGAGAGCGCUGGUCGUGGCUAAGCUUGUAGAAAACGAUGUGGCAGCUGUUGAUGUGAAUAUGGGCUGUCCCAAAGAAUACUCUACCAAGGGAGGAAUGGGUUCAGCUCUUCUCUCUGACCCUGACAAAAUUGAAGCUAUCCUACGCACUCUCGUGAAUGGGAUUUCAAAACCUGUCACAUGUAAAAUCAGAAUCCUUCCUACACUUGAGGACACGGUGAGUUUAGUGAAGAGAAUUGAAAACACAGGAGUGGCAGCAAUAGCGGUGCACGGCAGGAUGAGAGAAGAGAGGCCGCGGCAUCCGGUCCACUGUGAUUAUAUCCAGGCUGUGGCUGAGAGUGUGUCCAUACCCGUCAUCGCCAACGGAGGCUCUUCAGACAUCGUGAAGACAUUCGAGGACAUGGAGAAGUUUCGCGAGGCGACAGGAGCGUCGUCUGUGAUGCUGGCUCGGGCCGCCAUGUGGAACCCCUCCAUCUUCCGGCAGCAGGGGGCGCUGUCUGUGGAGGAGGUGAUGGAGGACUACAUCAGAUAUGCUGUUCGUUAUGACAAUAACCCUUUCAACACCAAAUACUGCUUAUGCCAGAUGCUCAGAGACCGAGUCGAGUCUCCUUUUGGAAAACGGCUGCAUGCAGCUCAGACCAACGAAGAAAUAUGUGAGGUGUUUGGAAUGACUGACUUCUACAACAAGACCAAAGCUGAGCUGGAGGCCAGACGAGCUGCUCUUCAGACCAGCUGCGAUCCGUCAGACCAACCCAAACUGGAGGAUGAUGUCAUCACGAUGCCUGUCCGCUUCGAAAGGCGAGAUUACCCUCCUCAGAUCUCCCCAAAGAUGUUCCUGCUGGAGUGGAGCCGCAAGGAAAAGCUUGAUCAACCUGUGUACGAGACGGAACAGCGAACUCAAGAUCGAGCUUUUCAGUCUACAGUUAUCAUUGACAAUAAAAAGUACCGCUCAUCCCUGUGGGAGAAAUCAAAGAAGUUUGCAGAGCAGGCCGCGGCUGUGGUGUGUUUACGCACGCUCGGGCUUCCAGAGGGGCGGAUCGGAGAGGAGCACAGUGGACUGGUAAAUAAACGCAAGAGGGACGGCAAAAAAUACACCGCGCUAGAAGACAGUGAGUCAGCAGCACGAAAGAGACACAUGAGUGAAGUCCCACAGGAAGAGGAAGAGGAAGAGGAAAUGAUCUGCAGGACGAAAGUUGUGAAUGGUGUCUGUGGUCAGACCACACGUUAACACUGGCCAAAAACACACUGUCAGCUCGCUGUAACAGACUCUUCAUUCCUUUCAUUACAGUGUAAAGUGCAGUCUUAUAUGACAAAUAACUGCACUUUGUAGUUGCCUUUUUGUUAAAUCCAGUGUUCCUUUAUCAGGUGCCAUCUGUCUUAUUGCUCACUAGUAGUGGUUUGUUACUUGCUUUAUGCAACUUUUAUUUUUUUGCAUGGAGGAAUAAUGAGAUUUUUUAAUUUUGAAUCCACUUUUAAAAUAAUUUUGACACAUUUCCAUGCUUCAGCAGAACGAUACAUUGUUUAUUCAAUAUAUAUUGUUAUUAUAUAUAUUAUAUAUGCAUUGUAUAUCCAAAUACUUACAGUACAAGGAAGUACCAGAGGUGCCAUAACAUGUCAUAGAACUUUAUUUAAAGUAUUUCUUUUUGUUUCCAGCAUUAUUGCGAAAUAAACCAGUUUAACUAAG
This is a messenger RNA of Carassius auratus (goldfish), 2118 nucleotides long. RefSeq names its product dihydrouridine synthase 2 (gene dus2). The record is from RefSeq and is a predicted model, not a curated record. Gene Ontology annotation, biological process: tRNA dihydrouridine synthesis. Lineage: Eukaryota; Metazoa; Chordata; Actinopteri; Cypriniformes; Cyprinidae. Gene Ontology annotation, cellular component: cytoplasm. The transcript is spliced from 16 exons. The coding region runs from base 31 to 1662 and encodes 543 amino acids. Gene Ontology annotation, molecular function: flavin adenine dinucleotide binding; tRNA dihydrouridine synthase activity; tRNA binding.